Messenger RNA from Xenopus laevis (African clawed frog), 2798 nucleotides. It is a transcript of the gene egr1.L, whose product is annotated as early growth response 1 L homeolog. NCBI's taxonomy places the organism in Eukaryota, Metazoa, Chordata, Amphibia, Anura, Pipidae. The record is from RefSeq and is marked provisional. Gene Ontology annotation, cellular component: cytoplasm; nucleus. Gene Ontology annotation, biological process: regulation of transcription by RNA polymerase II. Gene Ontology annotation, molecular function: DNA-binding transcription factor activity, RNA polymerase II-specific; RNA polymerase II cis-regulatory region sequence-specific DNA binding.
UCCAGCGGGCAGGACUGGGGGAGCCGUGCGGGGGAAGCGAUUGCAGAACCGGCGACAACCCCAGCAGCAGCCAGCAAAGCUCUAAUCGCAACAACAACAACAACAAAACACUGGUUAUUAUCAGCACAACAUACACAGUGCCCCAAAGCCCACUGUACCGAGGGAAGAGAGCUUGCCUGUCUCCCCUCACCAUUCUCCCUAGGGAUUCCCGAGAAGCUGAUGGCAGUUGCCAAAACGGAGAUGCUCGUGUCACCUCUGCAGAUCUCUGAUCCGUUCAGCUCUUUCCCCCAUUCCCCUACUAUGGAUAACUACCCCAAACUGGAGGAGAUGAUGCUGCUCAAUGCCGGGGGACCUCAGUUCCUGGGCGCCUCAGUCCCUGAUGGCAGCGGCUUCAAUUCCACGGUGGAGGGAGCUGAGCAAUUCGAUCACCUAACAGCAGAUGCCUUCUCUGAAAUGUCACUGAGCAGUGAGAAAGCUUUGGUAGAAUCCAGCUAUGCCAACCAGACCACCAGAUUGCCAUCUCUAACAUAUACUGGUCGGUUCUCCUUGGAACCUGCAACCAACAGCAGUAAUACCCUAUGGCCAGAGCCUCUCUUCAGCCUUGUCAGUGGACUUGUGGGGAUGGCCAAUAUAUCCCCCUCUUCUGCACCUUCAUCUUCACCGUCCUCAUCCUCCUCUUCAUCAUCAUCACAGAGCCCCCCUCUGAGUUGCUCUGUACAGUCAAAUGACAGCAGUCCCAUAUACUCUGCAGCACCAACAUUUCCAAAUUCCAGCUCUGAGAUCUUUCCUGACCAUUCACCUCAGCCCUUCCAAAAUGCUUCCAUUCCAUACCCACCCCCAGCAUACCCUGUCUCAAAGACUACCUUUCAGGUGCCAAUGAUCCCAGACUAUCUGUUUCCACAGCAACAGGGAGAUGUUAGCCUUGUAUCUGCAGAUCAGAAACCCUUCCAGGCUAUGGAGAGCAGAACCCAACAGCCUUCUCUCACACCCCUGUCUACCAUCAAGGCCUAUGCAACCCACACUUCCCAGGACCUCAAGACUAUCAACAGUACAUAUCAAUCUCAGAUCAUCAAGCCAAGCAGAAUGAGGAAAUACCCAAACCGCCCCAGUAAGACACCUCCUCAUGAGAGGCCAUAUGGUUGCCCAGUUGAGUCCUGUGACAGGAGGUUCUCUAGAUCUGAUGAACUGACCAGACACAUCCGGAUCCACACUGGGCAGAAGCCCUUCCAGUGCCGCAUAUGCAUGAGGAAUUUUAGCAGAAGUGACCACUUAACCACUCACAUCCGCACACACACAGGGGAGAAGCCGUUUGCCUGCGACAUUUGUGGCAGAAAGUUUGCCAGAAGUGAUGAGAGGAAGAGGCACACUAAAAUUCACUUGAGGCAAAAGGACAAAAAAGCAGAUAAAGCAACACCUGUCUCAGUUGCUUCUCCUGUGUCCUCAUACUCUCCAUCGGCGUCAACAUCUUACCCCUCUCCAGUGCCAACUUCUUAUUCGUCACCCGUUUCUUCAUCUUACCCAUCUCCAGUUCACAGUUCCUUCCCAUCUCCCACCACAGCAGUGACAUACCCCUCAGUUACCUCCACCUUCCAGACCCAUGGGAUCACCAGCUUUCCCUCUUCUAUAAUGACAAAUGCCUUCAGUUCGCCUAUGUCCUCAGCACUUUCUGAUAUGUCAUUAACAUAUUCCCCAAGGACAAUUGAGAUUUGCUAAGACUUUAAUAAGACUGAUGGGGGGGAGAAAAAAAUACAAAUGAACAGGCGCAAUCUGAAGACUUCCAAAGCAUGGUCUCAGAAUGGGUAUUAUUGAUGACCAAUUGACUUUACCAAGCAAGGCCAUUAUAAACUGCUAAGCUUCGAAUGCCUAAGAAACUGCCAUUUUUAUUUUACAUCCUUUUAAAAAAAAAAACAGACUUUAUUUGCAUGGUUAAUUGAAAUAAUUUCAACAUGAUCCUUUCAAAGAUCAACUUUUAUUUGCAUAAAGGGAUUUUUACUCUAUACAUAAUGUAUAUUGUACAUGUGCAAGUUUUUUUUUCCGUUUUCUUUCUUUUUUUUAAUUUUGGUACUCUUGAUGUGAAAAUUUUGUUCUCCUUGCAUAUUCAUAUGGUAUUAUUUGAAAUGAAUAGGACUCUGUUUGUAAAUGGUAUCUAGUGAUUAUGCUACCAUGAGUUCUUAAGAACAGCACUUAUGUAUUUGAGCAUGCGUAAGAGUAAUGUUACGUUUUAAGUUCUACUUUUUUUGUAUUCUUUUUCUUUUGUAAAUAUCAUCAGAUGGUACUCUCACAUGUCAGUUGUUUUAUUUUCAAGUCUCAGUAACUUGGUGCCUUUUUUGUGAAGCCUUGCUGAUGUCUCGACACGUGUAUCUGCGUGACCUGAUGCGUUGCAUCUAGCCUUAAGGUAAAAGGGAUUUCUUUAAAGAAUGUAUAAGACCUUUAAAAUAAAAAAUUUAAAAAAACACAGAAAAAAAGAUACAGAGCGGAAAAUUGACAGCUUGAAGCACAGCUUCGUUUCUGUAGAAUGUAAGCAAAAACUCAAAGUCUAUUUUUGUAACUGAAAUGUAAAUUUAUAAAUAUAUAUUCAAAGAGUUGGAAUGUUGUAGUUACCUACUGAGUAGGCAUGGAUUUUGUAUGUUAUAAACAUGCAGCUCAUUAUUUUGUGGUCCUUAUUUUUACUUUGUAAUUGUGUUGGUUUAAACAAAGUGACUGUUUGGCUUACAACACAUUUGAAUGCGCUUUACUGCCAAUGGGAUAUUUGGUGUACAACAUAUCCUUCAGAAAAAUAAAAUAUAUAAAAUAUUUUA